AUGAAGGCCCUUCUGCUGCUGUUGCCCAUGGUGGCCAGCCUUGCAGUGAAAGUCCAAGGCAAGAUUUACAGUCGCUGUGAGCUGGCAUCACUCCUGAAACGUUGGGGAAUGGAUGGGCAUGAGGGCUACAGUUUGGCAGACUGGAUCUGCCUGGCAUAUUUUGCAAGUAACUUCAACACAGCCACUGUGACGCAGGACUCAGACGGAAGCUCAGAAUACGGUAUCUUCCAGAUCAACAGCCGCUCUUGGUGUGCUGACCAUCGCAGUCACUCAAAGAACCUCUGCAGCCUCUCUUGCCAUGAUUUGUUGACCAACUAUAUUAUUGAUGACAUCAUCUGUCUCAAGAGAGCUGCUGCAAGUCCAGAAGGGUUGGAAGCCUGGAAUACUUGGAGGGACCAUUGUCGUGGCAGAGAUCUGAGCCACUGGACUGUUGCAUGCAACCUGUGAGGCAAAAUGCCAAGCGACUUGAUCUCCCAC
Molecule: messenger RNA, 477 nt
Organism: Varanus komodoensis (Komodo dragon)
Lineage: Eukaryota; Metazoa; Chordata; Lepidosauria; Squamata; Varanidae
Product: sperm acrosome membrane-associated protein 3-like
Exons: 4
Coding region: 1-447 (148 amino acids)
Molecular function (GO): lysozyme activity
Source: RefSeq, a predicted model, not a curated record